Molecule: messenger RNA, 396 nt
Organism: Penicillium vulpinum
Lineage: Eukaryota; Fungi; Ascomycota; Eurotiomycetes; Eurotiales; Aspergillaceae
Exons: 1
Coding region: 1-396 (131 amino acids)
Source: RefSeq, a predicted model, not a curated record
AUGCCACAACCAGGUAUGUUCUCUCGUGCCGAUGGCAGCAACAUCGCCGAGAUCGACACAGAGGACUUCGUCCACUGGGUGACGGUAGAUUUCACCAAGUUCGGCGGACGAACUGCGCCUAACAGCGGCGAGAGAAUGAUGCGUCUUAUGGCCGAGCAGUGCCGAUCCGGAGUAGCCACUAUUACACCUUUCCCCCAGCAUCACAACCAGAAAUGCUGUCUCUCGUUGCCAGUUGUAGGAGACCCCGAGCUCGUACAUGUUCAUAUUCUGUGGCGAGCAGCUGAGAUUGCUGAUUGGCAUUGGGAGGAGAUCGUGGCUGGUAGGGAGACCAUUGAUACUAAGCGCAUUCUGGGUGAUGCUCCAUGGUGGUCUCGUGUUCAAGUGAAUGGAGCCUAG